Molecule: messenger RNA, 1452 nt
Organism: Vicia villosa (hairy vetch)
Lineage: Eukaryota; Viridiplantae; Streptophyta; Magnoliopsida; Fabales; Fabaceae
Exons: 2
Coding region: 1-1452 (483 amino acids)
Source: RefSeq, a predicted model, not a curated record
AUGGAUAAAGAAGGUAUGCUGAAAGUACAAAAGCUCACUAACAGGCUGAUUAAUCUCAAUGCUUUGGAAGAAAAGGUUUUGAGGCAAAAGACUAAAAUAGAGUGGCUGAGAUUAGGAGAUGGGAACAAUUCCUACUUUCAUGCUUCCUUGAAGUCAAAACAAAAGGCCAAAGGCAUUCUUAUUUUGCAAAAGGAAGAUGGAACUGAGGUUACUUCACAAUAUUCUAUAGAACAGAUUGUGGUGGAUUUUUAUGGAAGCUUGAUAGGCACUGCUGCUACUAAUAUCUAUAAUGUGGAUGUCAUGGCUAUGAGGACUGGUCCACAACUAAACUUUGAGCAGAGAGCAAAGCUUAUCCUUCCUGUUAGUGAUGAUGAGGUUACUAUGGCCUUAAAUUGUAUAGGAGGUCUCAAAUCCCCUGGUAUAGAUGGGUUUGGUGCAAAGUUCUUUAAGGCUAGCUGGGAAACUAUCAAGUUUGAUGUGCUGAGAGCCGUAUGGGAUUUCUUUGAGAAUGGAAGAUUGUACAAAGCAGCAAACUGUACUAUUGUUACCUUGAUUCCCAAAAGUGAUGAGGCCAGAACUAUUAGAGAUUACAAACCCAUUGAAGGGUGCAUCACUCUUUACAAGAUCAUAUCCAGGAUCAUGACUAGAAGAUUGGCUAGUGUGAUUGGAAAUGUGGUUAGCCAGAGCCAGACAACUUUUAUCCCUCAUCAGCAAAUACACAAUCAUAUAUUGCUCACAUAUGAACUUUUAAGAGGAUACUCGACGAAGGGAGGCACACCUAGAUAUGAUGUGUUGAUCUUCUCUAAAGGUGAUGUAGCUUCUAUUGAUGCUGUUUUAAAAGUGUUACAACAAUUUUCCUCCUCAACAGGUCUGAUUGUCAACCCUAGCAAGUGUAAACUGUAUUUUGGUGGAGUGGAUUAUGAUACGAGAAACGGGAUCAAAAUGCUAACUGCAUUUCAGGAAGGUGCCCUAACUUUUAAAUAUUUGGGAAUUCCUAUGACCAGCAGAAGGCUAGAGGUCCACCAAUACAUGCCCCUUAUAGAAAAGACCGUGGCUCGAAUUACACACUGGAGUAGUAAAAUCCUUAGUUAUGUCGGAAAGGUCCAAUUGGUGAAAAGUGUAUGCUUUGCUACAGCUAGUUAUUGGCUUCAAUGCCUCCCUCUUCCGAAACAGAUUAUUAACCAUAUUAAUGCCAUCUGCAGAUCGUUCAUCUGGACAGGCGGAGCUACUGUUAAGAGGAGAAGCUUGGUUGCUUGGCAAACUAUUUGUAAACCUCGCAAGGCUGGUGGCUUGAAUGUGCUUGAUUUACAGGUUUGCAAUGACAUUGCAAUGAUGAAACUACUUUGGAGCUUAAGUGGCAAAAAGGAUAACCUGUGGGUUAGAUGGAUAAGUAGUUAUUAUUUGAAGGAUAACACGAUUUUCCAGGUAGAGGAGAAAGCUUAUCACUCCUGA